AUGGGAGUAUAUUGGUUGAGUUACAAGAAGCCAACUUGGAUUGAUCAGAUUCGGGAUAAGCAGUUAAGGGAUGAGUCUUUGGGUUUACGGUUUCAACAAAUUGAGAGUGGUACUACUUCAGAAUUUGGGUUGAACAGUGAUGGUUUAAAGCGUGAGGUUACAGAAUUUGUGGCUCGAUGCUUGACGUGCCAGCAGGUUAAGGUUGAGUACCAAUUGCCUUCGGGAUUGUUGCAGCCAGUCAAGAUUUCCUUAUGGAAAUUGGAGCGUGUAAUGAUGGACUUCAUUAGUCGGUUGCCCUUGACACCCACUAAGAAUGAUUCUGUUUGGAAGUUGGCGAAGCUGUAUAUCUCUGAGAUAGUUAGACUUCAUGGGGUUCUAGUGUUGAUUAUUUCUGAUAGAGAUCCUCGUUUUAUGUCUCAGUUCUGGAAUUGGGAGGAUUAUCUGCGUUUAGCUGAGUUUGCUUACAAUAAAAGUUUCCAAGCUAAGGAUAAAGUUCAACUGUUUCGGGAUUGUCUAAAAGUAGCUUCUGAUAGGAAAAAAUCAUAUGCACAUCUGAAGAGACAGGAGAUUGAGUACUCUAUGGAGGAAUUUGUUUUCCUUCAGAUGUUAAAGCGGUACCGAUCUGAUCCAUCUUACAGAGUCUCGGUUGAGGAUAUCGCGGUUAGGCUAGAUUUGACCUUUGAGGAGAAAUCGGUUCAGAUUCCGGAGCAAGACGUUAAGGUUCUGAGGAGGAAAUCCAUUCCGUUAAUGAAGUGGGCUUAUAUUUAA
Messenger RNA from Gossypium arboreum, 768 nucleotides. RefSeq lists its product as uncharacterized. Lineage: Eukaryota; Viridiplantae; Streptophyta; Magnoliopsida; Malvales; Malvaceae. The coding region runs from base 1 to 768 and encodes 255 amino acids. The transcript is spliced from 7 exons. The record is from RefSeq and is a predicted model, not a curated record.